AUGGAACCUCGAAUACCAAUACAUCGUAUCAGACAGUAUGGAAGCAACGAUCAGCUAGUAAAGGUUUCUGUCCUACCAGUCCACGAUAUCGAUUUGAGGCUGCCUGCUGAUGUAGCAAAGACUGGGAGACGGAUCCCAAUGAAUGCCAACAUGCUCGAAACCCCUGUACUACGCCGUAUGGACAAGCGUCGCGUGACGAAUAACCCCGUCCAGACCAUCGAUAUCCAGCCUCAAAUUCGCCGCCUCGGACAGUUCUGCGGGUUCGAAAACUGUCUGGUCGCACACUGCUUACGCCGUGGAGUCGCUUACUCUCGAAACAACGGAAGAGAAUCGCAAGUUUCCCAUGGGUCACAAAUCGGAUAG
Messenger RNA from Dothidotthia symphoricarpi CBS 119687, 363 nucleotides. RefSeq lists its product as uncharacterized. Lineage: Eukaryota; Fungi; Ascomycota; Dothideomycetes; Pleosporales; Dothidotthiaceae. The record is from RefSeq and is a predicted model, not a curated record. Bases 1 to 363 code for a protein of 120 amino acids. The transcript has a single exon.